Erpetoichthys calabaricus (reedfish) is the source of this 898-nucleotide messenger RNA. RefSeq lists its product as uncharacterized. Bases 86 to 898 code for a protein of 270 amino acids. The record is from RefSeq and is a predicted model, not a curated record. The transcript has 3 exons. NCBI's taxonomy places the organism in Eukaryota, Metazoa, Chordata, Cladistia, Polypteriformes, Polypteridae.
GGCGGGCUUGCUAUCAUAAAUCACAGUAUCUGAUGACAACGAUACUAACUUGAAACCUCCUGUGAUACGUACAGAAAUCCACACCAUGGAUCCGUUCAUCAUUGCACUUAAAGAAAGAGGGAUACCGGAGGAGAACCUACACCAAAUGGCACAAGACAAGGUGGACCUGGAUGUUGUCAGAUUGAUGGAUGAUGACACACUUUCAAAAUAUAUUCCUCAUUUUGGAGACCGUGUAUAUGCAAGAAAUUGGACAGAUUCAUCUUCAGCAGCUUCAAACAAUGAGGAAAGGAAAAGGAAACUCAUAGAACGUCUGCGAUCAAAAAUGAAACUUUCAAGCUUGCACCCAGCAACAGCAGGUUCACAAAGUAAUCCUCGCCGAGCAGUUGGUAAAGGGAACAAGAAUGCUGAACGAAAAACAAGAAAAAUAGAACUGGGUUGGAUGGUGUAUCAAAAUGGUAACUUUAAACAAGUUAGACGACCAACUGGUGGGGGCACAAGAGAGCUCAUUGUCAGUAAAGAUGAUACUGUGAACAAAAUUUUAGAAGAUGGGAAGCAAAUAUUCUUUCCUAAGGGGAAAUCAUCUAAAGGAAGAGUUGAAGACUUUGACUUCUCUUUAUGUAUUAUGGGCUCAGAGGAGCAGUUAGAUGCAACUCUCACAGUUGGCAGGUUGUAUGAUACAACUUAUCAUAAAUUACUCAGGUUAUACAUUUGUUCAAAACCCAAAAAAAGUAAUGAUUCAGCAAAACAGGCCAAAUCACCUGAGAGAUUUGAGACAGCAUUGGCACCCGCCCAGCAGGAUCUAUCUCCCAUAUCUUCCUCCCAUAGCUCCCAUAGGCCUUUUACUUCCAGUCCAUUAAUGACUGCAAUUUUACCAUGUUACCACCACUUCAACAUUUGA